Molecule: messenger RNA, 2183 nt
Organism: Triplophysa dalaica
Lineage: Eukaryota; Metazoa; Chordata; Actinopteri; Cypriniformes; Nemacheilidae
Gene: herpud1
Product: homocysteine-inducible, endoplasmic reticulum stress-inducible, ubiquitin-like domain member 1
Exons: 8
Coding region: 195-1388 (397 amino acids)
Biological process (GO): endoplasmic reticulum calcium ion homeostasis; negative regulation of endoplasmic reticulum stress-induced intrinsic apoptotic signaling pathway; endoplasmic reticulum unfolded protein response
Cellular component (GO): endoplasmic reticulum membrane
Molecular function (GO): transmembrane transporter binding
Source: RefSeq, a predicted model, not a curated record
GGACACAGUGUGUUUGGAAACAACACGCAAAUACUUCCAUCUAAUGAGGGCACGGAACUUCUUGAACCAGGAUCCUCGUUUACACUGAGCUACCAAGAGUAGUGCUUUUACAACAGAUCAAGUCACCGAGUGUUUUGUAAAUUGGCUUCCCGCAGUUUUAGUAUAUUUCUGCUUGCUUGGUCAAGAAAGGAAACAUGGAAAACCCGGAAGUCUCGGACGGAGAGACGAUCUCUAUGAUCAUUAAAACGCCCAACCAGUUUCACGGCGAUCAAGUGAUCGAGGGUGUGCGCAUGGACUGGACCGUGAAGGACCUCAAAUGUCAUCUUUCUAAGGUUUAUCCCAGCAAUCCGGCUGAGAAAGAUCAAAGGCUCAUUUACUCCGGGAAGCUGCUUUCAGACGGCUUGCAGAUAAUAGAUGUUUUCUCUAAGGUACCAUCAGAUACCAAACCCACUCUUCACCUGGUGUGUGCUUUUAGACCCCAGUCUGCUGCACAGCUUGGCGCAAGGCCCAAAGUAACACCGCAGGAAACCACAGAAUCUGUUUCCCCAAGUUCACCUGUAACCUCCGUACCCUCUACAGAUGGCCUUAGACAGCGAGGUCACGCGGUCUCGCCCGCAUCCGCUGGGAUAAACGCAGGGAUGUCUAUGCCUUUCACAGCAGCGAUGAACCAUCCCACUUUUCCCACCUACUCCCUCUACAGUCCACAACAGCUUCUUUGGCUACAGCAGAUGUAUGCUCGCCAGUACUACAUGCAAUACCACGCUGCCAUGGCAGCCGCCACAGAAGCUCCAAUGGCCGCCGCUGCUUCCUCACUUCCUGUCGCCCCUCAUCAAGCCGCAGUACCUGGAGCUUUAGCCAAUCAGGGCCCCAUCAACGACUUGCCACCCAUUAACCCAGAAGGUGCCAAUCAGAAUCUUCGUAUGAAUGCUCAGGGUGGACCCGUAAUGGAGGAUGAGGAGGACAUGAACCGCGAUUGGCUGGAUUGGGUGUACACGGCGUCCCGAUUGGGUGUUUUCUUGAGCAUUGUAUAUUUCUACUCCAGUGUGAGCCGCUUUGUCCUGGUCAUGAGCAGCCUGCUGAUUAUGUAUCUACACACAGCAGGCUGGUUUCCUUUCAGACGAAGACCCCAAGCAAGACCUCAUAACCCGCCAGCACCAGAGGUCAUUCAAGACCAACAGAACCAGAAUGAGGACAGACAUCCAGAACCAGUGGAGCCCCCUGCUGGAGUGGAGGAUGCAAAUCCAGCUCCAGAAGAAGCGGUUCAACCCUCCAUGACAGCAGUUCCUGUUCCCACAGUACAACCACCUAUUCUCUGGACUGCCUGGGUCUUUUUUAAAGCUUUCUUUGCUUCUCUGAUACCAGAAGUUCCACAAGGUGUGGCAAACUGAUAACAUUCUAGCAUCAAAGGACUAUAAUAACAGACUCUACAGCCCAUGGCCUGACCAUUUGAACUGAACAUUAUUACUGAAGACUAUAUGUCCUAGAUUGAUUUUGCUCUGUGGAAAGAGAGCACUGUCCUUUUUUUUCAAAUGGUUGGACUUUCUGUAUAAAGAACUUUUAAGACAUGGCAGUGUAAUUAUAACUCGACUGUUUUUGAAAGCACUUUAGAUCUUCAUUAAGUGAAAUCAAUGGUAUCAGUUUCUUGGUCUGAUCCUCUUCGGUUAGGCUUCUGUCACCAAGGCUUCAUUUUCAUGGAGUGCUUUAUGUUAAGUGAUCUGAGGAUUAAACUCUUGAAUCUUAUUAAGGUCCGAGUAUAAUGGACAAUGACGGCUAUACAUUUACGGAGGCUGUUUGGAACAAUGCAUUUGGGUCACUUUGAAGAUCUUGGAAAUUAUGGCUAGUUUUUUAUUUGAAUUGUAAAGUUAGCAAUGAUAACGCUCAUGAAGAAGGUUCGGUUUGUAUAAGUAUUAUAAGCAGGAGAAUUUGCAACUCGGCGCACAGAAGAUUUGGUUGUUGAACUUAGUUUGAAAAUCAACUCAAGGCAAACCUUACUUUAAAUAUUCUAACAUAAACAUAAGAAACUACACUUUGCUGUCAAAAGUAAAAGACGGAAACUAAAAAAUAACUCCCUCUGAGGUACAAAAAACAAUUUUAAACCUGUUGUAGCAAAUUUCAUUUCAUGUGUAAUAAUGCUUUGUAAUUAGCAUUAAAAAAAUAAACAUAUUUGUAUAAAGAAAAUUAAA